UUAUUGACGUCCAAACGCGACGAUAACGCGUUCGAAUAGCAUUUCCACCAGGUCGUUUCGUUUUAUCAGUUAUCGUCGCCGAUCAGUCGUUCGAACGAACGUUCCUGAUAUGCUUUUCGGCGCGUGCCUAACCGUUUGCUGUGCGGCUUGUAGAACAAUUUAACUGUCUUAUUAUUUUAACAUAACGCACAACAAAACGGUGUUCACGAUUUUUAACGAUUAAAUUAAAUAAAUAUUGUGAUUUCGUUUCGUUCAAGGGUUAUACUGUACAGCGCUCCUUCUAGAAGAGUUCUUUCUUAUCGCACAAUUUCAAAUUACAUAUUCAAAAACCGAUUAUCGACAUCGGUUAAUAUGAACCCGGACAUAAAAGAAAAAUUUAAAUUACCUUCUCGUCAUGAAGCUGGUGUAUACAAUGUAUGGAUUGAAUUCACCCAAUUAGCUGCGACUACAAAAUGCUUAAAUUUGGGUCAAGGAUUUCCAGAUUAUGACCCACCAUCAAAAUUUUCAAAUUUUUUAGCUGAGGUGGCUACUGAAAAAAAUUCAUAUUUCAAUCAAUAUACACGAGGAUUUGGUCAUGUACGUUUAGUUAAAGCAUUAUCCAAUUUAUAUUCUACAUUACUUAAUCGGAAAAUAGAUCCUAUGAAUGAAAUAUUAGUAACAGUUGGUGCAUAUGAAGCACUUUACUGUGUCAUACAGAGUAAUAUAGAAAUUGGAGAUGAAGCAAUUAUUAUAGAACCAUUUUAUGAUUGCUAUGAACCAAUGAUACGAACUGCCGGAGGGACACCUAGAUUUAUUCCUCUAAGAAAUACAAAGCCCAAUGCUAAGGUAUCUCAUUCAAGUGAUUGGAAACUUGAUCCAGAAGAAUUAGCAUCGUUGUUUAAUGCCAAGACUAAACUCAUAAUUAUCAACACACCACACAAUCCAUUAGGAAAAGUAUUUGAUUAUGAAGAGUUGAAUAUGAUUGCAGACUUGGCCAAAAAACAUAAUGUACUUGUUAUUUCGGACGAAGUUUAUGAAUGGUUGGUGUAUGAACCAACCAAACAUAUUAGAAUUGCGUCACUCCCAGGUAUGUGGGAAAGAACUAUUACGAUUGGAUCUGCAGGAAAAACAUUUAGUAUGACUGGUUGGAAACUCGGUUGGGCGUAUGGUCCAGAUUAUUUGAUUAAAAAUGCAUGUGUUGUGCAUCAGACUGCAAUUUAUACGUGUGCAACGACAGUUCAGGAAGCAGUUGCUAGAGGGUUUGAACAUGAAAUUAGUGUUCUUAAUACAUCAGAUAGUUAUUUUCAAAAUAUGUCUAAAGAAUUAAAACCUAAAAUGCUAUAUCUUUCUAAUGUAUUACAAGAAAAUGGCUUUACACCAGUCAUACCAGAUGGAGGAUAUUUCAUGAUAUCAAAUUGGACCAAAUUCGAAAAUAAAUUAGAUUUAAGCUCAGAGACUGAUAAAUACAAAGACUUUAGGUUUGUAAAAUGGUUUUCCAAAAAUGCUAAACUACAAGGAAUACCAUUUUCAGCUUUUUAUUCUGAAAAACAUAAAUUUAUGGCUGAAGAUUAUCUACGGUUUUGUUUUUUUAAGAGAGAUGAAACAUUGAAGAAGGCUGAAAACAUUUUAUCUUCAUGGACGAAGAAUAUAUCAGAGUCCAAAUCUAAAAUCUAAAUUUCUUGAAUUCAUAUAAAAACUAUAAUGAUUUAAUUCUGUUAAGUUUUUUCUUUUUGUUUGAUUUUUCUUAUAAUUAUUCAAAUAUGUUAAAACCUAGAAAUUAUAAAUGGUGUUCUUGAUACUAUAUCAGUACCAAAUUAUGUAAAAAAAAGUAUUUUCUGUUUUAUGCAUUGUGUUUAAAAUAGAAUAUUUUUGAUUUAAAACAAAUAAUUCUUAGUCGUAAUAAAUUUUUACAAUGUGUAAAUUUAAAAUUAUUUUGCAAUUUAAUUAGAUGGAGUUAUACAAUGAAACAGAUGGCUAUUAUUUAUGUUAUCCUUGAACUAGAAAGAUACAUAUAAAAUUAUGUAACAUCUUAGUCCAUUCCAAGCCCUGAACUAAUUUAUUAAUAUAUUCAUGUUAUAAGUAAUAGUUACCUUAUUUGAUGUUAAAUUAUUAAUUAUAAGACUUACUUAUAAUACACUUAAUAUACUUAUUACACUAAGUGUAUGUAACUCAAAGUU
Sipha flava (yellow sugarcane aphid) is the source of this 2156-nucleotide messenger RNA. Its product is annotated as kynurenine--oxoglutarate transaminase 3-like. Gene Ontology annotation, cellular component: cytoplasm; mitochondrion. The record is from RefSeq and is a predicted model, not a curated record. Gene Ontology annotation, biological process: biosynthetic process. The transcript has 7 exons. Gene Ontology annotation, molecular function: L-kynurenine:2-oxoglutarate transaminase activity; pyridoxal phosphate binding. Bases 352 to 1653 code for a protein of 433 amino acids. NCBI's taxonomy places the organism in Eukaryota, Metazoa, Arthropoda, Insecta, Hemiptera, Aphididae.